UGAAGUUGACCAGCACUGUGAUGAAGUUCCUGCCUGUCAGGCUUGCUUAAAUUACAGUGGCUUUAGCAGAAAAGAUGCGGUGGAAGUGAACGAUGAAGUGCAUGAAUAAAAGUGGGUUAAAUUUCUGUGUAUUCUUGACAAUUUCUGUAUUUUAUUUAAUCUUUUUGACAUGAUUUAGGCUGUUUUUAAUGAAGAAGUGAAUAACCUUGAUGAAUGUCAAAAGAUGUUUUAUAAAAAUCAAAUUCAAAAUGCCUCAGUUUCAACACACGCAAGAAGAUAUCACCCGGAUGUAAUCAGAUGGGCUAUUGAACUUUUAUGCUGUUCACCUGCUGCUAAUGACCAUAUAAGACAAAGCAAUAUUUUAUUUCUUUCCUCCGUCUCCACCAUUAAAAGUUACAGAAAUUGCAUUCCUGCUACAACAGGUUUAAACAAAACUGCAAUUGCUGAAAUAGAACGU
Ciona intestinalis (vase tunicate) is the source of this 457-nucleotide messenger RNA. Lineage: Eukaryota; Metazoa; Chordata; Ascidiacea; Phlebobranchia; Cionidae. The record is from RefSeq and is a predicted model, not a curated record.